AUUUGUGCCAAUUUUGGCGAAUUUGUUUUGUUGUUGAAUCAAUAAUAAUUCGCUGCCUAGGCGAUAAUUUAAAGGUGUUGAAACACACACCUAACGUGUUGUCAGCACACGCAAGUUAUUUAAUACGCCAUCACAUGCCAGCAGGAGAUGACCAACUUUUUGGAGGAGUUGCCAAAGCACUUGCAGGAGAUUGCGGAGCGAGUUAACAUACGCACUCCGGAGGCAAUACUAACGACGCCCCAAGUCAAAUUUUUGGAUACGCGACUUCGUCCAUUGGACACUUGCGUCCACAGCUGCACUCCAGAAGAUGUGCGCAUCCUAAAGGAGGCUGCUGCUAAGUGGCUGGCCGAGACGCCAGCAUCAGCGGAUUCACUCUUCAGACCACCCGCUAGCUUGAAGUGGUCUCGCUUGACAUUUGGCUGUGCUGCACUUGAUCGUUGCUCCGGCGGUGGCAUUGUGACGCGCGGCAUUACCGAAAUUUGUGGCAUAUCUGGAGCUGGCAAGACUCAACUGUUAUUGCAGUUAUCGCUGGGCGUGCAGCUACCAACACGCCUUGGCGGCUUGGGCAAAGGUGUCGCUUUUAUCUGCACUGAGGAUGUUUUUCCAUCACGUCGCCUGUUGCAAAUAAGCAAGGCAUUCGAGUCACGCUAUCCCGAGGAGAAGCUCAACUUGCUGGGCAACAUAUUCAUCGAGCAUCAAUAUGAGAGCCAACCACUGCUGGACUGCGUGAACAAUCGGUUACCCCAAUUGCUGCAGGAGCAUAGCAUUGGGCUGAUCAUUAUUGAUUCAGUUGCAGCCAUCUUUCGUUUGUAUACCGACUUCGCGGCACGGGCGCGUGACAUGCGUCGCAUGGUCAAUGCACUGCUCACCUAUGCGGACAAGCAUCACUGCGCCGUGGUCUGCACAAAUCAGAUGACGGCAAGUCUUAAGCAGGACGAUCAGCAGUCGUCACAGGAUGUGCCCUGCUUGGGGAUACAGUGGGCUAAUUUGGGACGCACACGCAUGCGCAUUUCGAAGGUGCCCAAGCAGCACAAGAUCGCUGAUGAUUUGCUGACAGUGCGCAAGCUGGAGAUCAUCUAUUCGCCUGAGACGCCAAAUGCAUUUGCCGAGUUUCUAAUUACCGCAGACGGUAUUGUUGAUGUACCGCAGCCUGGCCCAAAAAAAAACUAAAAAUUGUAAAAUGAUCAACUAAAUUUUUUUUGCUGAAUUUGUUUAUUUUCUUUACGUUUUGAAUUUAAAAUAUGUAACGGCUGCUGAUCUGCGCGUUUCUUAUGUAUUUAAUUGUAAUUCUUGUUUUGUUUUUGUACAAACACUCACAUUGAAUAUGAAUUUUUAUUUUUCAUUCAAUUGUAAUUUACACUUAGUACAGUACUGUAGUUUAUCUGUUACGUUUAGUAUAGUUAAAUUAAAUUUGUAAUUAACAUGACUUCACCAAUUGUUGUUGUUGUUGUUGCUGUUGUGGUUUAUUCUUGCCUUUGCUGUUAUUACUGCGCUCCCUCUGUAGCUUCUCUGUCUAGCUCUUUCGUAUACUUUAUCACAUGAAAUUUCCGAAAGUUCAAAUUACAUUAGUUACACAAUAUAUUUAUAUAUAUUCUCGUAUGUAGUUGUUUUGAAUCUAGUUCUUUUUUUUGUUUAUUAAUUAAUACAGCUCAUUAAACAUUUAAAUGCGUUUCUAAUGGCAACAUUUACAAAGCCUAAACUUAAUAUUAGUGCUUAAAUAUUACAAAUACAUAUUGCACUCAUAACUCACUUAACGGCCUCAAUUGUUAUUGUAAAAACUA
This is a messenger RNA of Drosophila sulfurigaster albostrigata, 1781 nucleotides long. Its product is annotated as DNA repair protein XRCC3. Gene Ontology annotation, cellular component: Rad51C-XRCC3 complex; replication fork. The coding region runs from base 148 to 1170 and encodes 340 amino acids. Lineage: Eukaryota; Metazoa; Arthropoda; Insecta; Diptera; Drosophilidae. The transcript has 4 exons. The record is from RefSeq and is a predicted model, not a curated record. Gene Ontology annotation, biological process: t-circle formation; telomere maintenance via recombination; double-strand break repair via synthesis-dependent strand annealing. Gene Ontology annotation, molecular function: ATP binding; ATP-dependent DNA damage sensor activity; four-way junction DNA binding.